AUGCGAGCAUUCUGGUAUCUGGCGGGGAUUUCGCCCGCUCUGGCAGCUAGCAGCGGCCAGUUCAACGUCUUGUCCUUCAAUGUGGCCGGUCUGCCCGAGAUUUUCAACUCGAACGAAGUCCCCGGCGACAAAUCGACCAAUUCCGAGCAGAUCGGAACCAAGUUCGCGGAGUAUGGCUACGACGUGAUCCAUGUGCAGGAGGACUUCAACUACCACGCCUACAUCUACAAAACCGAUAACCACCCCUAUCGCACGGCCACCUCCGGCGGCGCUGGCAUCGGCUCCGGCCUGAACACCCUCGCCAAUUACCCCUGGGUCGACUUUGAGCGCGUCAAAUGGGCCACCUGCUCCGACGCCUCGGGCGCGGAUUGUCUGACCCCCAAGGGCUUCACGGCCAUGCGCGUGCGCUUCGACGAGGGCUUCUACGUCGACUUUUACAAUCUGCACGCUGAUGCCGGCUCCGAGACAGACGAUGUGUCCGCCCGCAGCGCCAACCUGCAGCAGCUGGCCGAUUACAUCGACACUAACUCCGCCGGCAACCCGGUCAUGGUGUUCGGGGACACGAACGCCCGCUACACGUCUGCCGGGGAGAACAUCCGCGUGUUCGAGACGCAGGAGGGCAUGUCCAACCCGGCACCGACCCGCGGAUCUGCGAGAAUCCCACGACGAACCCGGACCUGCGAGACGGUCGAUAAGAUCUUCUACCGCGGCAGCCGCGCCGUCGAUCUCAAGGCCGUCUACUGGGACUACGUGGGCACCAAGUUCCUCUCCAGCAACGGCACCAUCCUGUCGGACCACAACCCCAUCAGCAGCAACAUCACCUGGACGCGGUCCUCGUCGCUGCGCCAGAGCGAUCUGUUCGGCGGGCCCCACGGAACCUGGUUUAACGACCUCCCCUCCAUCCCGGAGACCUCCACCGGCCGCAACAAGCCCAGCCGGAUCUCCCUCCGCGGCGCCGACCGGCUCGACAGCGUCGGUCUGGUCCUGUCGUCGGGGACGACCUACUUCCACGGCGGCACGGGCGGCGACGUGCACGAGCUGGGUCUCGCGGACGACGAGUUCUGGACCCAGGCGCGGCUGUGCCAGGGGCAGAAGAACGACCACACGCGUAUCUUUUAUAUUCUGGCGACGACCAGCAAGGGUAAUACUGUCAGUGCGGGAACCACGACGGAUGACUGCCAGGAUUUUGCGGCGGAUGAGGGCUGGCAGAUUGUUGGGUUUUAUGGACAGGAUGGGGAUGAGGUGGAUCAGUUGGGAUUUGUUUAUGCGCCGCAGGCGUGA
Molecule: messenger RNA, 1281 nt
Organism: Aspergillus terreus NIH2624
Lineage: Eukaryota; Fungi; Ascomycota; Eurotiomycetes; Eurotiales; Aspergillaceae
Product: endonuclease/exonuclease/phosphatase family protein
Exons: 6
Coding region: 1-1281 (426 amino acids)
Cellular component (GO): cytoplasm
Molecular function (GO): sphingomyelin phosphodiesterase activity
Source: RefSeq, a predicted model, not a curated record